AUGGAGACUAAACAUGAGACUGCAGCCCAGACUGCUCUGGACUUGGAGCGGGAAAGACAGUAUUGUGAACUUUGUGGGAAAAUGGAGAAUCUCCUCAAGUGCAGCCGGUGUCGGAACUCGUUCUACUGCAGCAAGGAACACCAGAAGCAGCACUGGAAAAUGCACAAACUCCUCUGUAAAGAAUCUGAGGCGAAGUCGCAGGUUUCAAACCAGAAGCCUGCUGAACGUCGGGUACCGUCUGGGGAUGGGGGGACAGAGGGACAGACACUACCGCCACAAAAAGGACCACCAGCGGAGCUGAAGACACGCGUCGAACCCGACAACACCGCAUCUCGGAGCGGAGAGACUAGAAUGAAAGGUUUUAUAACUAACGCAGAGUGCUCGGGGUCCUCGGUCGAUCAGCCAGGCGGGUCUAAUAACAAUACCAAACCCAACGGACAAACCACCACCCGGUCCACGCCGCAGAAACUCGCCAUGGAGUACAUAGUCCCGUGUAUGACUAAGCAUGGGAUCUGUGUAGUUGACAACUUCCUCGGCGGGGAAACGGGGCUGGCCAUCCUGGAGGAUGUCAAGGUGCUGCAUAAAACCGGGAAGUUUACCGACGGUCAGUUGGUCAGUCAGAAAAGUGACUCCACUAAAGACAUUAGGGGGGAUAAGAUCACAUGGAUCGAGGGCCGAGAGGCCGGCUGUGAGAAGAUCCGCUUCCUCAUGAGCCGUAUGGAUGAUCUGGUCAGACAUUGUAACGGUCAGCUGGGAAACUUUACAAUAAAUGGAAGGACUAAAGUAAGUAGCCAGGUUAAGUUAAAGCUGCGAUAUGAAACUUUUUGGCCGACCCGACCAAAUUCACAUAGAAUUGUGAGUUAUAUAUCUGUCAUUCUCAUUGAAGGCGAGUCUUAAGAGGCUGUUUCUAUGUACCCCAUUAAGUUUUUAGUUUUAGUGUCUUUUACUUUCGGAUUUGUACAUAAGCAAAAAUAUUGCAUUUUCAGCUGAUGUUACAUUUAUUUAACAGCUUUUGUUUAGAUAGCACAAUGAUUCUCUACACUAUACUUGAUUUGUUUUGUCACAUAAACUGAAAUUAGUCGAACUAGUAGAAUUUUAGCAACCAGGAAAUGGCGGAGCGAUUUCUGCAUUAUGCAUCUUUUAAUUAAAUCACAAUGUUUCCUAAGUCGUCAUAUAGCCUGUAUACAUCAUGUAUUUCAGCCUAUAGGCCUGUACCAUGCAUGACUACAGUAUGGAACAGGUCCAUACAUUCAUUCAACCAGGUAGCAGGUAGCUUAGUGGUAAAGCGCGUUGUGCCAGUAACCGAAAGGUCGCUGGUUGUAAUCCCCCAGCCAACUAGGUGAAAAAUCUGUCGAUGUGCCCUUGAGCAAGGUACUUAACCCUAAUUGCUCCUGUAAGUCGCUCUUAGUCUGCUAAAUGACUAAAAUGUAAAUGUAAUGUAAAUGAUAUACCAUGGUAAGCGUGCGCUACAUGACCAAAAGUAUGUGGACACCUGCCUGUCGAACAUCUCAUUCCAAAAUCAUGGGCAUUAAUAUGGAGUUGGUCCCCCUUUGCUGCUAUAACAGCCUCCACUCUUCUGGGAAGACUUUCCACUAGAUGUUGGAACAUUGCUGCGGGGACUUGCUUCCAGUCAACCACGAGCAUUAGUGAUUAGUAGCACUGAUGUAGGGCGAUUAGGCCUGGAUCACAGUUGCCGUUCCAAUUCGUCCCAAAGGUGUUCAAUGAGGUUGAGGGCAGGGCUCUGUGCAGGCCAGUCAAGUUCUUCCACACCAAUCUCGACAAACCAUUUCUGUAUGGACCUCGCUUUGUGCACGGGGGCAUUGUCAUGCUGAAACAAGCUGUUGCCACAAAGUUGGAAGCACAGAAUUGUCUAGAAUGUCAUUGUAUGCUGUAGCAUUAAGAUUUCCCUUCACUUGAACUAAGGGGCCUAGCCCAAACCAUGAAAAACAGCCCCAGCCCAUUAUUCCUCCUCCACCACACUUUACAGUUGGCACUAUGCAUUGGGGCAGGUAGCGUUCUCCUGGCAUCCGCCAAACCCAGAUUUGUCCGUCAGACUGCCAGAUGGUGAAGCAUGAUUCAUCACUCCAGAGAACGCGUUUCCACUGCUCCAGCGUCCAAUGGUGGCGAGCUUUACACAACUCCAGCUGACGCUUGGCAUUACGCAUGGUGAUCUUAGGCUUGUGUGCGGCUGCUCUGCCAUGGAAACCCAUUUCAUGAAGCUCCCAACAAACAGUUCUAAUGCUGACGUUGCUUCCAGAGGCAGUUUGGAACUCGGUAGUGAGUGUUGCAACCGAGUACAGACAAUUUUUACGUGCUACGUGCUUCAGCACUCGGCGGUCCCGUUCUGUGAGCUUGUGUGGCCUACCACUUCGCGGCUGAACCGUUGUUGCUCCUAGACGUUUCCACUUCACAAUAACAGCACUUACAGUUGACUGGGGAAGGUUUAGCAGGGCAGACAUUUGACGAACUGACUUGUUGGAAAGGUGGCAUCCUAUGAUGGUGCCACGUUGAAAGUCACUGAGCUCUUCAGUAAGGCCAUUCUACUGCCAAUUUUUGUCUAUGGAGAUCGCAUGGCUAUGUUCUCGAUUUUAUACAUCUGUCAGCAACGGCCAUGGCUGAAAUAGCCGAAUCCAUUAAUUUGAAGGGGUGUCCACAUACUUUAGUAUGUGUUAAAGUUGAGUUUAUUCACCAUUAAUCCACAGCUAUAUUACACCUGUAAUACUUUUGACCAGGGCCUUAUGGGUCUAG
Coregonus sp. 'balchen' is the source of this 2748-nucleotide messenger RNA. Lineage: Eukaryota; Metazoa; Chordata; Actinopteri; Salmoniformes; Salmonidae. The record is from the annotation of a GenBank genome assembly.